AUGCGACAACUUCGCAUAGUUAAACUUUGCCUCAAUAUCUGUGUUGGUGAAAGUGGUGAUCGUUUGACGAGGGCUGCGAAAGUUUUGGAACAACUGACUGGACAGACCCCGGUAUUCUCGAAAGCUCGAUAUACCGUCCGUUCUUUUGGUAUCCGUCGUAAUGAAAAGAUUGCAGUUCAUUGUACAGUUCGUGGUGCUAAAGCUGAAGAAAUCCUUGAGCGUGGUUUAAAAGUACGCGAAUAUGAGCUACGAAGAGAUUGCUUUUCUGCAACUGGCAAUUUUGGGUUUGGUAUCCAAGAACACAUCGAUCUUGGAAUCAAGUAUGAUCCGAACAUUGGAAUCUACGGUAUGGACUUUUUCGUAGUUUUGGGCCGUCCAGGGUUUAACAUUAGCCAACGCAAACGAAGGGCUUCGCGUAUUGGAACUUCUCAUCUUGUGACUAAAGAUGAAAGUAUAAGAUGGUUCCAACAGAAGUAUGAUGGUGUUAUUCUGCCUGGGAAGAAGCGUUAA
Trichoplax adhaerens is the source of this 510-nucleotide messenger RNA. Its product is annotated as ribosomal protein L11. Gene Ontology annotation, molecular function: RNA binding; structural constituent of ribosome. Lineage: Eukaryota; Metazoa; Placozoa; Uniplacotomia; Trichoplacea; Trichoplacidae. The record is from RefSeq and is a predicted model, not a curated record. Gene Ontology annotation, cellular component: ribosome; cytosolic large ribosomal subunit. The coding region runs from base 1 to 510 and encodes 169 amino acids. The transcript is spliced from 3 exons. Gene Ontology annotation, biological process: translation.